AUGGCAGACGGCUUCCUAGCACCGAAGGCAGGGUUCGCGACGAAGGCGAUCCAUGCAGGUCAUAACCCGAGCAAGUGGUAUUCUUCCCCGGCGGUCGUACCCAUCGUCACCUCUACCACAUAUAAGCAGCGAGGUCCCAAUGAUAAUGACGGUUUCGUGUACGGCAGAUCGGCGAACCCAACACGCAACUCGCUGCAGGACGCGCUGGCAGCUCUGGAUGGUGGCAAACACGCAUUGGCCUUUCCUUCGGGGCUCGGCGCCACUACUGUGCUCGUUUCUCUGCUCAAGCACGGAGACCAUAUUCUGUCCUGCGAUGACUUGUAUGGAGGCACUAAUAGACUACUCAGAAACUUGUGCGCAAAAAUGGACAUCGAGCUCACAUUCGCUGACUUCACAAACAUUGACAACGUGAAAAAUGGAAUUAAAAACAACACGAGGAUGAUAUGGCUCGAAAGUCCGACCAACCCAUCCUUUAAAGUGAUCGAUAUAGCAGCGGUAAAAAAUGUCGCUAACACUCACAAAGACAUAAUUGUGAUCGUGGAUAACACCUUCCUGACCCCUUAUCUGCAGCGGCCGUUAGAUUUCGGCGCAGACGUAGUAGUAUACUCGCUGACCAAGUACAUGAACGGACAUACUGACAUCAUCAUGGGUGCCGCUGUUGUUAAUGACGACGAAUUGGCUGAGAAAUUGAAGUUCUUGCGGAAUGCUUUGGGAGUGGUCCCUUCUCCAUACGACUGCUACAUGGUCAACCGAAGCUUAAAAACAUUGGCUCUUAGAAUGGAACAGCAUAAGAAAUCGUCGCUGGCCAUCGCUAAGUGGCUCCAGAAACAUCCCAAUGUAACUGAAGUUUUACAUCCGGGGCUCCCCACCCACCCGCAAUAUGCCUUGACGCAGAAGCAAACAAGUGGUCACUCCGGCGUAUUCAGCUUCAAGCACUCCGGUGGGCUGAAGGAGUCAAGACAGCUACUGCAGAAGUUCAAACUGUUCCUACUCGCUGAGAGUCUAGGAGGAUGUGAAAGCUUGGCUUCACUACCGUCACUAAUGACUCACGCGUCGGUGUCGGCGGAACAGCGCGCCGAGCUCGGCAUCACCGAUUCCCUCGUGAGGCUAAGUGUCGGCUUGGAGGACACCGAUGACCUACUUGAAGACUUGAAACAGGCUUUCAAAGCUGUUUUCUAAAUGUUCUGUCGAUUUUUAAGAAUAAACGAUAUUAUUGAUUUUAUUCUAUUUC
Molecule: messenger RNA, 1231 nt
Organism: Hyposmocoma kahamanoa
Lineage: Eukaryota; Metazoa; Arthropoda; Insecta; Lepidoptera; Cosmopterigidae
Product: cystathionine gamma-lyase-like
Exons: 7
Coding region: 1-1179 (392 amino acids)
Biological process (GO): transsulfuration
Cellular component (GO): cytoplasm
Molecular function (GO): cystathionine gamma-lyase activity; pyridoxal phosphate binding
Source: RefSeq, a predicted model, not a curated record